GACCCAUCACCAUGUGGUUGAAUACAGUGCGAGAGGGGGAAACUCAAUGAUUGAAAUUGAGUAAAAAUAAAUUUGACUGCCAAUUCGAAAACUCACUGCUGCUGUGCCCUCUGUGUGUGUAUAUAUAAGUGUUUUUAUCCACCGUUUGCAUUCACUCGAAUUCAGAUUUCCCAAUUGUAUUAUCCACCGUUUGUGGCUCAUAGGUAUCCACGACCACUUCAUAUAAAUACCACCCAUCUUCAUCAUCAAUUCUUGAAUCAUUUUUGCUUGUUUCUUGAUCCCCAUGGCGACCAUCUCAAGAUUUGUUGCCAAAGAUUGUAACUUUCACUCGUUUCAUGCUCUUUCCAGAUCAAACUAUGGAUUAACCGCCAAAACACUUCACACCCACAAUUUGAAGUGUGAUUUUGGGGGAGCUGGUGAUGAGAGGAGUAGUUUGAGAGUUCAAAGUAAGGGAAAGCCUCUGAUUGCUCUUUCUUUUCCAUGUUCAAAUGUUCAUUCUUCUGUUAUCAGGAGCCGCACAGUUCAAUGCAAAGCGGCAACAAAUGUACCAGGCGACCUCUCUGGUGAUUCUAGUGGAAUGACCCAAUAUGAGAAGAUAAUUGAAACAUUGACUACACUUUUUCCUCUAUGGGUUGUUUUGGGUACUAUUAUUGGCAUAUACAAGCCCUCAGCGGUGACAUGGUUACAAACAGAUCUUUUUACUGUUGGCUUAGGUUUCCUCAUGCUUUCAAUGGGAUUGACGCUUACAUUUGAUGACUUCAGACGUUGUUUACGAAAUCCAUGGACUGUGGGUGUAGGAUUUCUUGCGCAGUACUUUAUCAAGCCUUUAUUAGGAUUUGCUAUUGCAACGGCUUUAAAGCUGUCUGCUCCUCUUGCAACUGGGCUUAUUCUGGUUUCAUGCUGUCCCGGGGGGCAGGCAUCAAAUGUUGCAACAUAUAUCUCCAAAGGAAAUGUAGCACUGUCAGUUCUGAUGACAACGUGUUCAACUGUUGGUGCUAUUAUCAUGACGCCGCUUCUUACUAAGCUUCUGGCUGGGCAGCUUGUUCCAGUCGAUGCAGCAGGCCUUGCACUCAGCACCUUUCAGGUUGUUUUAGUUCCCACAAUCAUUGGAGUGUUAUCAAAUGAAUACUUCCCCAAAUUCACUUCAAAGAUAAUAACAGUAACACCUUUGAUUGGGGUUAUGCUUACCACUCUUCUUUGCGCUAGUCCGAUUGGGCAAGUUGCAGAUGUUCUGAAAACUCAGGGAGCUCAGUUAUUACUUCCGGUUGCACUUCUUCAUGCUGCAGCCUUUUUAAUUGGUUAUUGGAUUUCAAAGCUAUCAUUUGGUGAAUCAACUUCUCGUACCAUUUCCAUAGAAUGUGGGAUGCAGAGCUCAGCACUUGGAUUUUUGCUUGCCCAAAAGCAUUUCACAAACCCGCUGGUUGCUGUACCGUCUGCUGUGAGCGUUGUGUGCAUGGCUCUUGGUGGGAGUGCAUUAGCGGUGUAUUGGAGGAACCAGCCAAUUCCUAUUGAUGACAAAGAUGACUUUAAGGAAUAGAAUCUUACUGGAAGCUCUUCCCUGGGGAUUUCCAAUUUCAUAUCUAGUUGAUUAUUAGUUUUGCCAGAUGUAAUAGCCCUUCUCAUUCUGUGUGUAAGCGAAAAUAAAGAUUUUUCCAGUGUCAGCUUCAAAUUUUGGAACUAGGCAACUAGUUAUCUUGCAUGUAGACCAGAAGCAUUAGGUCUAGAAGUGUAGAACUCAAACUAUGCUGUAAUUGGCUUGUGAUCAAGCCAUUGCAUUCACUGUACGAGAACUCGAGUUGAUUUUUUUUCA
This is a messenger RNA of Daucus carota subsp. sativus, 1810 nucleotides long. Its product is annotated as sodium/pyruvate cotransporter BASS2, chloroplastic. The record is from RefSeq and is a predicted model, not a curated record. Gene Ontology annotation, cellular component: membrane. The coding region runs from base 284 to 1537 and encodes 417 amino acids. The transcript is spliced from 13 exons. NCBI's taxonomy places the organism in Eukaryota, Viridiplantae, Streptophyta, Magnoliopsida, Apiales, Apiaceae.